GUCUACGGGGAGGUAGUUCAGUCAGUUCAAGCUAGUCAGUCGACCGAGCGACGCAGGUGGUGACGGUCGAUCGUUGUCGACUUCCAUCUCUAUCGACUUUAUUUUCGAGCCAUACAGCGUUUGCAGAGGGUAGCUGAGACAAGAGGGAAUUAGUGAUCAUGCGUGCGUAGAGUAGCAAUCUCGCGUCGAGUAUACGAUGCCGCGAAAACUCUCGCCUCAAGCAACUUUACGACCAGGAUUAUGAUUACAUCAUAAACAUUCGCAUCUCGAUCGACUCGCAUCCUUGUCGACGCGUCACGCUUUCGAUCGCAAGGAAAAAAGGGAUAUCGGGGCUAAUCUCGUUGAUAAUUCUCAAUCCAUCAGUGUUCUUCGGCGAAGGACACGCUAUCUCUGUUGGAAAGAAUUUCCUGGUGCGAUUAAGCGGGAAGGAAACGGAAAACGAGAAAAGCUUCUCUGGGAGGCCGCUACUCUCAUCUAAUGUAGCGAAAACAAACGAAGCGUCCCUUCCAAACAUUAUCGACGAUAAAUCCGAAAUGUACUCGGCAGGAAGAACUCAAAGAUCUAAUCUCGCAAAGCGAUAAUUUUAUUACGCGAGGAAAAUCAAAAUAGAACUAUUUAGCAAUGAGUUUAAUCGCGGAAAGAAUUGUUCGAUUUACAAGUCCGAGGAGAAACAUUAAUUAUAAUCCGUGUCAAGAUUGCACGCAAGUGAUAAGUGUUCGCGACAAAUCGACAAGUGUUCGCGGAUAAACAAAGUUCGUCGAGCAGAGUAAUUAAAUCGAGACCAAAAUUAAGUGUAAAGAAGCAAGAACAAAAUGAAACUUGGACAACCACAAUCGACCAAUCCUAUUAACGAGCGUUUAAUGAGCGGCGCAUGAACGUGCAGAAGAAAGGACAGCUCUAUCGAAAUAAAGCUCGGAGAUAAUAUGACCAUGGAAGCUUGCAAUGUAUGGAGCGACGUCACGCCGCGAAAAUAUCGACCACCGCGAAUUGGUGACAUUCCAAAACGCAGUGCGAUCGAUCGCCCUUCUCCUUCAGAUUCACUCCCUUAUAUCUCGAGGCAGACAAAGAUUUUGCCUUCUGAAUCCGUAUUAUCGACGGACGUACCUAGUUCGUCGAAAGUGCCGUCAAGCCCGGAAUAUAUCCAGGAAGUACGCAAAGACAGCGCAUUGUACCUUGAAGAAGUGGAAGAAACGCUGAAGCCGACUUUGAAACCGACUUACACGGAUGUCCGAAGACAGAGCAGCGGCUACGUGAGUCCUCGAGGCAGCUUCGACGAUAAUAGAAGAAGCUCGACAACAAACGGUGACACGCAGCCGCAGGACCUAUUGCCAAAGGAAAGACGCGUAUCGAGAACGAAAGCCUUGACUAAAAACCUUGCUUAUAGGGUAGAAGAGAGCAUUGAAGAGCAGGAGCUGACCGCAGAUAUACCGGAAAAAAAAAUGCCAACGACAGAGAUACAUAGAAAGGUGUCGAGCUCCGGCCUCGACAUGCCUAGCAUCGAGGAGGUGAAGGAGGUCCUCAAGGAAAAGACCCUGCCCCAACAAGAGAGUCCCGAGAGCAACGAGUUAACAGAGGAUGUUGUCAAAUUGCAACUGACAUCGCGCAAGGAUCUUCCGCGUGAAAGUGGCGGGAGUAUGCGGGAGAUGGACGAGACAGCUAAAGUCCAGCAAGUGAUCGACAAAACUAUUGGAUUGAGUGAUUCUAAGAGUGCUCCGAAUACAAAUGUGGCAACUGUUAUUGCCGCGGACAAUAGUCGAAUAGUAGAUACGAAAAAAUUAUCUUUGUCCGGUGAAGCACGAUCGAACCAACGAUUGCUCGGGGAAACUGUCAAUGUAACCGACAAGCCCAUUCCUCCUCGCUAUCCUUACAGCACUCCUCAAGGAUCACCCAGGAUGCGCAACAGAGUACUCAAUAGAGAGCACUCCGUUGGAGCCAACACGUGCAACUUUAUCGAUAACCAACACGACAAUCAACAAUUGAAUCAAUAUAAAGUGUUGGAUGAAAUCGGAAAGGGCUCUUUUGGUGUCGUGAAGAAGGUCUACAAUGAGGAAGACGGAGUGCAUUACGCCAUGAAAAUAGUUAGCAAGAGGAAAUUGAUGAAGAAAACGGGGAUAUUUGGUAAAAUACCACCCCGCAGGGCGGGCGCAGAUCCCUUGGCGAAAGUUUACAAGGAGAUUGCCAUCCUGAAAAAACUCGAUCACCCUAAUGUCGUCAAACUAGUCGAAGUACUCGACCAUCCUGAUAAGGACAAUCUCUACUUGGUCUUCGAACUAGUCCACAGGGGCGAAAUCCUCGUUAUACCCACUGAAAAUCCUCUGACAGAAGAAACAGCCAGACGUUACUUUCGCGACGUCGUCAUGGGAGUCGAAUAUUUGCAUUACCAGAAGAUAGUGCACCGUGACAUAAAGCCAAGCAAUCUACUGGUGGACAGAGACGACAGAAUUAAAAUUGCUGAUUUAGGAGUCAGCACGGAAUUAAGAGAACCUGGAGAAUUAUUAUCAGGGAAAGCUGGCACACCGGCCUUCGCGGCGCCAGAAAUAUCCAUUGCUAACGCACAGUACUCAGGACCACCCUGCGAUGUAUGGUCAAUGGGAGUCACGUUGUACGCGCUUGUCGCCGGACAUCUACCCUGGAAUGAGUCCGAUGGCAGAGUCAUUCAUGAAAUCGUUCGUAAUGAANNGCUCGUAUUUCCUUCGCAUCGCAUGUCUCUGGAUAUGCGCGAUCUGAUCGGGCGGAUGCUGGAUAAAAUGCCGGAAAGCAGGAUCACAAUCUCAGAGAUGAAACAGCACUCGUGGCUGACUAAUAACUCAACCGAACCACUGCCGAGCGAGGUCGAUAACUGUCGCGUACCAGUCACCGUCACCGAGGAAGAAGUCAUAAGACUCGGCACCUUGCUUAUGGUCAAGAAUAUGUUGAAACAGCAUAGUUUCCAAAAUCCAUUCUUGCUUAAGCGACUCGGACGAACGGCGAACAACGGUACGCAAUCACCGGUGAGCGGACAAGAAAACGCCGUAUCUUCUUCAUCGCAACAUGAUACGACGAGAGACGCAAAGACAGAACGUUUUCACGAGACCGGAAGAAGCAAUUCCGCGCCGGACUCCUAUGAUUGGCACACAGGCGGCAGACAAGUAUCGGUGGAAAAUCCCUUGUCGCCUGUGACAGAAGCCGAGAGAAGGUAAUGACGUUACCAAUAGAAGUAGCUCAAAAUAAGGAAACACACAUACCGAUCUUUAGAUGACAGGUCAACGUCAAACGGAAAUGAUCAUCGAUCUAGCGACCGCGACGUCAAAAGGCGAAUUUGUCAAACGAACCAACGAAAACUUAAUCUUCCAAAGAAACGUCGUUAUCGAUUUCGCUCUCAUUGCUUUUAUCGUUAGAACCGUGGAACGUUACUUUUAGUUUUGCAAGAGCUCUAUUUACGUUGCGGUAUGCGGAAAUUCCAAACCGGCGAGGCUGAAACAGCGGAUCAAAGACGUGUUGGAAAUGUUUUUCCGUUAGAUCUCAAAAAUUUUAUAUGAAUACAAAUAUAAUAUUGCCGUUCAACGUUCUAUAUUAUAUUAUGGUGAUAGAGUCAGUGAUCAUAUCUCUGAUUAUUGUUGGUUGAUGAUGUAUAUGGUAAUGUUAUUUACAAUUAAUGACCGCACAUAAAUAGCUCAUUAUACAUAUAACUCUUAAAAACAUAGAGCUAUUAUUACGUUUAUGUGUAUUUCGCUAUUGACUGCCAAUGUUGUCUACGAAAUGAAAUCUGGCGAAUUUUAAUGACUACAAAGUAUAGUGCCAUUAAAUAAUCAAUCACUAUAUUGUUUUCUUUUAUGUUGCUUUUUAUCUAAAGCAAUUCCUAUGAAUACUUAAUAUUUGUAUAAAAAAGCAAUUUCUAUAAAUAAUAAAAAAUUAACAAAGUAAUACUAUACGUAUCAUUACGGCAAUUUCUCAGAGAUUGAAAAAACGAUUAAAUAUUUAUGCUAUAUAAUAAUGUAUAUAUAACGAGAUAAUAUAAAAUGUGAUUUAUCUAAUCUCAAAUUACUAUAUAUAACAAGAAAUUGAAUUUUGCGAUGUAAAUUACGAUUUAAUUGGGAAGUUGAUGGUACAAGGAUAGAUCACGAUAAAUUUUAUCGCGUUAAAAUCACGUGUGUAUAAAAUCGUGAAAGAUAACGAGUGGAUAAUGCAUCUAAUGCAAUGAUCCGAAAUAAAGCAUGCCUCGCCGGAUUUAACAUUCCAUUAAUUUGUAAAAAAAGCAUUUUUAAAUAAUUUCAGGAUUUAGAGCUAUGUAUGCUGUGCCGAUCUAGUAUUAGAAAGAGAGCUUCAUCGUAAAAACAUUUUUUUUUUAAAUAUAUUAUCACAGUAAUGCAAAAAUAUCAAAAAUAUACAUACAAAUGUCAUAGUACGAGCAAUGUUUGAUAUGAUGUGUUUUCUACAAUAUUUUUUCAUUUUUUUUUUUAUAAAUCCCAUUUUUAUUUCCCUUGUCGCUACAAGGGAAAUAAAAACCAGAUGACUUGAUGUUAAAUGUUAAAAUCUAAAGUAAAUAUCAAUUUUACAAACAUGUCAAAUAACAUGAUAUGAAAAGACAGAAUAUUUCAUGUCUGUAAUCACAAUAUGGAGAGAAUUUACAAUAAAUUUGUAAAAAAAUAUUCAUAUGUAUUGUAAAAAAAUAAACAGUAUGAUAAAUCUACGAAUUGCACAUACCAGUUGAACUCAUGAACUGAACAACUCAUGAACACAUUAUAUCAAACAGGAAUUAAUUAAAAUAAAAGAUAAAAUAUUUAAUUACAAUUUAAAUAAAAUAAAGAAACUACAUUUACAGCCAAGAAUUUCGUUAAAAAUAACAUUUCUAAAAUAUAUAAGAGUUCUGACAGCUGUGAUAUAUUUUUGAUUAUAGCUAAUCAAAUUCUCUUCUAAGCUAGAUUGGCAGAUUCGAAUAAAUUCGAAAAGAAGUAAUUAACGACAGUUCCAAGGAAAGUGGAUAAGAUCUCUAUGCGAGUAAUUUUUUUUUAAUCACACGGUUAAUUUGUAAUUUACAUGAGCACCGGAAGAAUGUCUUGUAACAAAUUAAUUCCAG
Molecule: messenger RNA, 5056 nt
Organism: Formica exsecta
Lineage: Eukaryota; Metazoa; Arthropoda; Insecta; Hymenoptera; Formicidae
Product: calcium/calmodulin-dependent protein kinase kinase 2
Exons: 11
Coding region: 924-3179 (751 amino acids)
Biological process (GO): protein phosphorylation; positive regulation of protein kinase activity; intracellular signal transduction
Cellular component (GO): cytoplasm
Molecular function (GO): calmodulin binding; ATP binding; calcium/calmodulin-dependent protein kinase activity
Source: RefSeq, a predicted model, not a curated record